This is a messenger RNA of Dentiscutata erythropus, 234 nucleotides long. Lineage: Eukaryota; Fungi; Glomeromycota; Glomeromycetes; Diversisporales; Gigasporaceae. The record is from the annotation of a GenBank genome assembly.
AUGUCUCCAAUUGUUGAUAAAGGUUUUUUAAACCCAAGAUCUUUUUGUGCAGUAAGAAGAUAUUCAGUUUGCUUUAAAUUCGGAAAUCCAGUCACAUAUGAUUCCAAUAUAUUCCUGGUGACAACAGCUUGUCCAAAAGUUAUUGUCAUAGAUAUAGCAACACUAUCAUUUUUUAUUAAGUUUGUCAAUUGUUCUUUACUUCAAGAAAAUACUUUGCUAACUAAAGUUUUUACG